UUAAAUGGUAAAUUUAUGUCAACACGUCAAUCAAUCAACUUGAAACAAUCGAAAUCAGCAUCUGGGCUACAUUUGUCUUCGAAAAAGAUUGAGAUGGUUCAAGAAAAAGAAGAUAUAAAAGCGAAAACUUUUGAUACAAGAAGACACUUGGAUUUAUCCAUCAACAAACGGACAAAGAUGCGUUUCUCAAUUGUUCUUGCUAUUUGCUUCUUAGGUGUUGCUUCUGCAUCUACCUUGGUCAAACGAAACUUCUUCGAUGACUUACAAAACAAGUCUCAAGAUGCUUUGGAAAACUUGAAAAACUUUGGACAAGACUUCAACCAAAAGGUUCAAGAUGCUCUCAAGAACUUGUUAGGAAACCACAACUCAACUGAACACACCGUUGCCAAACGAGCCACCAACCCUCUUCAACUCAUCAAUGAUCUCGGAGAUCCAGCUAAAUUCGCUCAAACCCUCUUGAAGGUUCUUGCUGAUAUGGCUACCGGUCAAGGUCGACGAAAGCGAGAUCUCGCCGAAGACCUCAAGAAAUUAGCUGAUGCUGGUAAAGAAAAGGCCCAAGAAGCUCUUAAGCAACUCAUGGAUCUUUUGAACUCAUUCAACCACGGACAAGCCACCACUGAAGCCGCUAUCACCAAGCGAGCCACCAACCCACUCCAACUCAUCAACGAUCUCGGAGAUCCAGCUAAAUUCGCUCAAGAUCUUAUCAAAGUUCUUGCCGAUAUGGCUACUGGUCAAGGUCGACGAAAGCGAGAUAUUGCUGAAGACCUCAAGAAAUUGGCUGAUGCUGGUAAAGAAAAGGCCCAAGAAGCCCUUAAGCAACUCAUGGAUCUCUUGAACUCCUUCAACCACGGAACCCAACAAGCCACUACUGAAGCCGCUAUCACCAAGCGAGCCACCAACCCACUCCAACUCAUCAACGAUCUCGGAGAUCCAGCUAAAUUCGCUCAAGAUCUUCUCAAAGUUCUUGCCGAUAUGGCUACUGGUCAAGGUCGACGAAAGCGAGAUCUUGCUGAAGACCUCAAGAAGUUCGCUGAUGCUGGAAAGCAAAAGGCCCAAGAAGCUCUUAAACAACUCCAAGACCUUUUCAACUCCUUCAAGAACGGUGGUGAAACUUCAACUGAAAAGACCGUUUCCAAACGAGACAUUUCUGAAGAUUUACAAAAACUCGCAUCCGCUGGUCAAGAAAAAAUCCAAGCCGCUCUUAAGCAACUCCAAGACCUUUUCGAACAAUUCAAGGGAGGAUUCAACCACGAUCAAUCAUCCGAAACUGUCACCAAACGAGAUGUUUCAGAAAGUCUUAAGCAAUUCGGUCAAAUCGCUCAAGAAAAGACCCAAGCCGCUUUCCAACACCUUAAAGAUGCUUUAGCUUCAUUGUUCGGAAAGAAACCAAGUGAACAAGUUGAAGAUUCAACUGAAGUUUCAGUCUCAAAGCGAAGCCUUGAAGAUUUCCAAAAAUUCAACAAGAACCUCCAAGAACAAGCUCAACAAGCUUUAUCUGGAUUCAAAAACGCUUUCGCCGAUUUCUUCAACCAAUUCCGAAAGCCAUUCCAACCUCAAGCCGAAGACACCACUGAAUCAUCAUAAAUAAAUUCUGUACAACUAAACUUAAUCAGUAACCCAGUUAUAGCCUCCAAACAGUUAAUCCGAUCCCAUCAGUAACCCAAACAAUUGAUUUAGUUAGAAAAUAUCCCAAUGAAAAUUCAUUUUCACCAACUCAAUCAAAUCAACCGGAAUCAAACCGAUUGACUGAAUAAACUGAACAUUUAAAUUAAAACAAACUGCUCUCAAUUA
Messenger RNA from Panonychus citri (citrus red mite), 1791 nucleotides. RefSeq lists its product as uncharacterized. The coding region runs from base 16 to 1584 and encodes 522 amino acids. Lineage: Eukaryota; Metazoa; Arthropoda; Arachnida; Trombidiformes; Tetranychidae. The transcript is spliced from 14 exons. The record is from RefSeq and is a predicted model, not a curated record.